This is a messenger RNA of Micromonas pusilla CCMP1545, 867 nucleotides long. RefSeq lists its product as uncharacterized. The transcript is spliced from 4 exons. Gene Ontology annotation, cellular component: proteasome core complex, alpha-subunit complex; proteasome core complex; cytosol. Bases 32 to 781 code for a protein of 249 amino acids. The record is from RefSeq and is a predicted model, not a curated record. Gene Ontology annotation, biological process: ubiquitin-dependent protein catabolic process; proteasomal protein catabolic process. NCBI's taxonomy places the organism in Eukaryota, Viridiplantae, Chlorophyta, Mamiellophyceae, Mamiellales, Mamiellaceae.
CGCCGCGCACGAUCGGCGACACUCGCGCGUCAUGAGCCGGGGAAGCGGGUCCGGUUACGACCGCCACAUCACGAUCUUCUCGCCGGAAGGUCGUCUGUACCAAGUCGAGUACGCGUUCAAGGCGAUCAAGUCCGUGGGCGUGACCUCGAUCGGCGUCCGAGGGAAGGACAGCGUGUGCGUCGUCACGCAGAAGAAGAUUCCGGAUAAGCUCGUCGACCCGGCGGACGUGACGCACAUGUUCAAAAUCACGAAGGUCAUCGGGAUGUGCGCGACGGGGAAAUCACCGGACAUACGGAACGUCGUUCAAAAAGCGCGGCACAAGGCUGCGGAGUUCCGCCACGAGUUUGGCUACGAGAUCCCCGUGGACUUUCUCUCGACGCGAAUGGCGGAUGAGUUUCAAGUCUACACGCAACACGCGUACAUGCGUCCGAUGGCGGCGAUGUGCAUGUUCGUCGGCAUCGACGAAGAGAAAGGGCCGUGCCUGUUCAAGAACGACCCGGCGGGGUACUGCGUCGGGUACAAGGCCACGAGCGCGGGCGUGAAGGAGCAGGAGGCGAUUAACUUUUUGGAGAAGAAGGUGAAGGGUGAAAACGCCGGAAACGCGUUCGACGAGACGGAGACGAUUCAGACUGCCAUCUCGUGCCUGCAGAGCGUGCUGGGAGAGGAUCUGAAGUCGAAAGAGCUCGAGGUUGGGAUCGUGACGACGGAGAACAAGAACUUUCGGUUGUUGAGCUCGGACGUCAUCGAGGAGCACCUCACCGCGAUCUCGGAGAGGGACUAGACGCGGCGCGACGGAGCGAAGAGAGAGAAGAGAGAAGAGCCGCACACCACUGUACUGUAUGAUGUUCGAAUCGAUCAGUCCUACGU